AUGCGCCAAUGCAUAAUACACCAUCUCAUUUAUUCAGUAUUUCAUAUAUAUCAUUUGUUGAUGCUAUCACUUUUUGUGUAUUUUUAUGUGUUGUCGAUUCACGACCAAACGUAGCAUACAUUAUAUUUUGCUGAAGUUGAAAGAUUAACGAGGAAAAUAGUGCGAGCAUCAACACAGCUCGUUCACGGACGGUCGGACGUUGUCAUUUGAAAACGGAAGCCAUCUUGUGGCCGAGCCUCCCAUAUUAUACAGGGAAUAAUAGUUCAGCGACUAUUUGUCCCGUAAAAUUGUUUCGUACUUUUUCCAUUACGUCUAGACUAUGCAUGAAUUAUUGUAUCACAUGUUUACAUAGCCAUGGCUGCGACGAGAAAGUUGCAAGGUGAAAUAGAUCGGUGCCUUAAAAAAGUGACAGAGGGUGUGGAGACAUUUGAGGACAUUUGGCAAAAGGUUCAUAAUGCUACGAACAGCAAUCAGAAGGAGAAAUAUGAAGCUGACCUUAAGAAGGAAAUCAAAAAACUCCAGAGGUUACGUGAUCAGAUCAAAACCUGGCUUGCGUCAGGCGAGAUUAAGGAUAAAAGUACCCUGCUUGAGUAUAGGAAGUUAAUUGAGACUCAAAUGGAGAGGUUUAAGGUUGUAGAGAGAGAAACAAAAACGAAAGCAUAUUCGAAAGAAGGUUUGGGAGCAGCUCAGAAACUUGACCCAGCUCAAAAAGAAAGAGAAGAAGUUAGCAAUUGGCUUGCAAAUUCUAUAGAUACUUUAAAUUUUCAGCUGGAUAAAUUUGAAUCGGAGAUGGAAUCGUUACUCGCAGGGAAGAAGAAAAGGUUAGAUAAAGAUAAGCAGGAUAGGAUGGAUGAAUUGAAAGCGAAGCUUGAUAAACACCGUUUCCAUAUUCGUAAAUUGGAAACAUUGUUACGUAUGUUGGACAAUAUGUCUGUUGAAGUUAAUACUAUUAAGACGAUAAAAGAUGACGUAGAGUAUUAUAUAGAAUCCUCGCAGGAACCUGGUUUUGAAGAAAAUGAAUAUAUUUAUGAUGAUAUUAUUGGUCUCGAUGAAGUAGAGUUGUCUGGGGUUGGUAUUCCUUCAUCAGCAACUACCGAUAGCAACAACAGCAAUGAGACUGGAGGUACACCAACCUCAACUAACUCUGGUACUUCGCCCAUACCAUCACCUCCAUUAAGUUCCACCAUGCACAACCAUUCAAGUGAUAGUUCUACGGAUAAUGACAAAAAAACAAAGCCUGUGAAACCUACAGCAGUCAGGCCAUUAUUAAAUUCACAAGCGAGCAUUCCAACCACGGGAAGCACUGCCAGUAUAAAAUCGAAUUUAUUAUCGAGCAGCACUCCAAGCAAGACCAUUCCCAUGACACCUAGCCAUAACUCGCCUAGUUCUACAAGUCAUCAUAUUGCUACAACUAAUGCAGGCAACUUUGCCACGGUUGCUGCUUCGCAUAGUAAUUCACAAGCCAUCCAUUCUACCUCUAGUAAAACAUCUUCUCAUAGCAGCGAAAAUGGUUUGUUAUCGUCUUCAUCUACGUCCAGUGUAACCUCGAAUGUACCACAAACGAUCUCACAGCAGCACAAUAACCCUGCACCUAUACAGACGACACACGUAUUACACAAUCAACAAAGUCAGAAUCAUAACAGUGAAACUGAAAUGACGACGCCAAUCCCACCAUCUUCUUCGCCACAAUCAUCAGUUAGCAGUAGGUCUUCACCUCCGCCCGCAAAUUCCUGCUCGCCAGCGCCAUCCGCUGCCAAUGGUCUCAUGUCUAAGCUUCCUGAUGGCAUGUCCUCUUUGAAAUCUAUAGCCCAACAAGUAAUUGUCCGAGCAGGUUUGGAAAUACCGCCGUCCGAGUCGAACAGAAACAUCUUUGAUAGUGCUAUGGCAAAUAACAACAAUAAUAAUGCCACUUCGGAAGUACACAUUCCUCCUUUACUUGGUGUCGCGCCUCUCGGACCAGUACCCCUUCAAAAAGAACAUCAGCUUCAGUUCCAGAUGAUGGAGGCUGCUUACUAUCAUAUGCCUCAUCCAUCUGAUUCUGAACGGUUACGACCGUAUUUACCAAGAAAUCUGUGUCCAACGCCUCCAUAUUAUCAGCAGGUUCAACUUCCCCAUUCUGAUACUGUGGAAUUCUUCCAACGUCUUUCUACAGAAACGUUAUUCUUCAUAUUUUAUUAUAUGGAGGGUUCUAAGGGCCAGUAUCUGGCUGCAAAAGCAUUAAAGAAACAAAGUUGGAGGUUUCAUACCAAGUACAUGAUGUGGUUUCAAAGACAUGAAGAACCAAAAGUAAUCAACGAGGAAUAUGAGCAGGGAACCUACAUUUAUUUUGAUUACGAAAAAUGGGGACAAAGGAAAAAGGAAGGCUUUACAUUUGAGUACAAGUACUUAGAGGACAGGGAUCUGAAUUAACAGUCCUGUUGCUCAUGGAGUCUCCGAAAUGCACUAUUUCUGUACCGGUAUUAUCAAAAAUCGA
Messenger RNA from Dufourea novaeangliae, 2473 nucleotides. RefSeq names its product CCR4-NOT transcription complex subunit 3 (gene Not3). The record is from RefSeq and is a predicted model, not a curated record. Gene Ontology annotation, cellular component: CCR4-NOT core complex; P-body; nucleus. Lineage: Eukaryota; Metazoa; Arthropoda; Insecta; Hymenoptera; Halictidae. Gene Ontology annotation, biological process: nuclear-transcribed mRNA poly(A) tail shortening; regulation of DNA-templated transcription. The coding region runs from base 355 to 2409 and encodes 684 amino acids. The transcript has 9 exons.